AUGGACCAACAAGUCACUCUGAAUCCUCAAAACCUAAUGACAGACAAGAAAGGGGAACCAGAAACAGCACCCAAAAUCACGGCAUGUCAAAACUUGAAACCAGUGAAAUUAGUUGCUGGGAAGGAUUUUCUUCAACCACAACCAUUAACUUACUUUGACCCACCACGGGUAAAACAAAUAAGGGGAACAAAUAUUGAAUGUAUUUACUACCAAAUCAUGCAUAAUGGACCAAUACCUCGGUAUCAAUACCCUAUCGAUAUUACUAGGGCCAUUCAAAACCGGAGCGUGAUCGAUUGUGAUGUGACUGAUGUGUAUGAAACCGAUGAAGUAUCUGAUCCCAAAGUUCUACCAGAUCAAUCAAACCCACAAAACACAUUGUUAUGGUUUACAAUGAGUGAUGGUUCCAAUAGAAAAGGGGGAGCGUGUAUUAUCCUUUUCGUAAUUUAG
This is a messenger RNA of Naegleria fowleri, 447 nucleotides long. RefSeq lists its product as uncharacterized. Lineage: Eukaryota; Heterolobosea; Eutetramitea; Acrasida; Naegleriidae. The record is from RefSeq and is a predicted model, not a curated record. The coding region runs from base 1 to 447 and encodes 148 amino acids. The transcript has a single exon.